UAUUGCAGAUUUACAUUAUAAGGUAACGAGGAGUUCCCUUCACACACAAACACAUACACAAAAAAGAAGAAAAGCAUGCCUAGUGCCUUCAGUUUGCGUACACGCACACAUGAACAGGGUAAGAAAUAGCCGAGUUGUAGCAUCCAUUGCUGUAGUUAGCAUCCUCCUCCUGCUGCUGCUACUGCCGUUCGGCGAUGCGGCACCGGCUGCAGCAGCCACCGGUGGUGGGACUGGUGGCUGCACGAGGAGCUGCGGCAACAUCGACAUCCCGUAUCCGUUCGGCGUGGAGCCCGGCUGCUACCACGCCGCGGGCUUCGACCUCACCUGCGACCGCUCCCACCGGCCUCCCAAGUUGUUCCUCGGCGGCGGCGCCGUGCAGGUUCUCGAGAUCUCUGUUCCCAAUGCCACGGUACGCAUCAACAGCAGCAGCAUCAUGGACUUUGGGGUCGAUGAUGGUGGCGGUGGCCGCCGCACCGUGAACACAACAUGGGGGGUCAGCUUCCCGUACUACCUGUCGGAGACGACGAGCAUGCUGCUCGCGGAAGGCUGCUACAUCCAGGUCGACCUCCGGGGCGGAGUGCAGAACAACCUGAUCGGUUCUUGCACUGCGAUAUGCCCAUCUGAUGACAAGGGAUCAGCAAUUGCUAGAAGUACAGCAUGCACGGGCAUUGGUUGCUGUCAAAUAGGCAUCGUUCUUGGCUACUCUCAUUACAACAUUCAGGUCCACUUCCUCGACAGUACAUUGCCCUCCAAUUCAGCUUCCAUCUAUAUGGUUGAUGGGGUUUUCAGUUACAGCCCAGGACCUCCAGAGCUAUUUGACAUUGAGACUACGCAAGCGGUUACGCUAGACUGGGUAAUCAGUAAUUCAACAUGUCCGGUAGAUGGACCUGCAUCUGAAUGUCUCAGUGCCCGCAGCUCUUGUUCAUAUCCCGCUACUAAUGCUGGCCAUGGUGGGUACAUAUGCGAGUGUGUUGACGGUAGCCAAGGCAACCCUUACGUCCUUGAUGGAUGCCAAGUCAUUGAGCCGUGUGAGCACGUGGGAGGGUUCACGUGCUAUGGAACCUGCCAAAAUUUCAGUGGCAAUUUGUACUGCCAAUGUCCUAAAGGAACUUAUGGAGAUCCCUUCACACAGGACGGAUGUAAUAAAAUCAAGAACUCCUUGGUAAUUACAGACCUAAGCAUUGAGCUAGGAGUUUACGGUGGCAUAUGGCUUUUGAUUCUGGCACUUGGUGGUCCCUUCGUGAUUCGUAAACUCAAGUCACAUAAGGUGAGGAAGACAAAGGAGAAAAUUUUCAAACAAAAUCAUGGGUUACUGUUGCAACAGUUGAUAUCGCGGAAUGUUGAUAUUGGUGGAAGGAUGAUGAUUACCUUAGAAGAGCUAGAGAAGGCCACAAAUAAUUUUGAUAGAGCACGUGUGAUUGGUGGUGGAGGGCAUGGCAUUGUAUUUAAAGGAAUUCUAGAUCUGCAUGUCGUGGCAAUUAAGAAGUCAAAGAUAAUGGUACAAAAGGAAAUCAGUGAAUUCAUAAAUGAAGUUGUAGUUCUUUCUCAAGUAAACCACAGAAAUGUUGUGAAGCUCUUAGGAUGCUGCCUUGAGACAGAAGUCCCAUUACUAGUUUAUGAGUUCAUUUCAAAUGGAACCCUUUAUCAGCAUCUUCAUGUUGAAGGACCCAUAUCACUACCAUGGGAUGAUCGAAUGAGGAUAGCGAUGGAAGUUGCCAGAGCACUAUCCUAUUUACAUUCAGCUACUUCAAUGCCAGUAUUUCAUAGAGAUAUUAAGUCCUCCAACAUACUACUUGAUGACAGUUUGGUUGCAAAAGUAUCUGACUUUGGAGCUUCACGAUAUAUCCCGAUUGACAAAACAGGAAUCACUACAGCGGUUCAAGGAACAAUUGGUUACCUGGAUCCAGAAUACUAUUAUACUGGCCGACUAACAGAUAAGAGUGAUGUCUUCAGUUUUGGUGUACUUCUUGUAGAAUUACUAACAAGAAAGAAACCAUUUGUCUAUCGGACCGAUGAUGGGGAUGGUCUUGUUUCACAUUUUGUCUCACUACUCACAGAAGGCAAACUGGUUGAACUCAUAGACCCUCAAAUCAUCAAGGAUGAAGAUGGAGAAGUCUACGAAGUAGCUAUACUAGCGGCAAUGUGUACUAAAUUGAGGAGAGAAGAUCGACCUACAAUGAGAGAAGCUGAGAUGAGACUUGAAAACUUACUAGUUAAGAAGAACCAGAUUCCAUGUAUUAUGGCACCAAGGGGAUAUAAUGAGCAUAACACUCUGGUUCACUGCAUGUCAAUUGAAAAGGUUAAUAAGGAAGCAAGCAGACAAUACACAAUGGAAGAUGAAAUAAUUUUGUCAGCAACCUACCCCCGAUGAACAUAUGCUGUCAUGAACAAUGAUGAGCUUCCACAUUUGCUCUAGAUUGUUCUGAAAAUAUUUUGGUAAAUGCAUUUGUUACAAUGCUAAUUUUAUGUAGUUCCCUUCAUGAAAGCUCUACAGAUAGUAUUGAUGUGCUUAAAGUUUGUUAAUCGAACAUCACAUGUUAUUAGAUUGUUUUCCAGCUUGCGGUAAGCCUGGAAGGACCAAGGAGUAACAGGCAGAGUAUUGUACAUCUCUUUUUGAGAAAA
Molecule: messenger RNA, 2622 nt
Organism: Panicum virgatum (switchgrass)
Lineage: Eukaryota; Viridiplantae; Streptophyta; Magnoliopsida; Poales; Poaceae
Product: wall-associated receptor kinase 2-like
Exons: 3
Coding region: 110-2371 (753 amino acids)
Biological process (GO): cell surface receptor signaling pathway; protein phosphorylation
Cellular component (GO): plasma membrane
Molecular function (GO): polysaccharide binding; protein serine/threonine kinase activity; ATP binding
Source: RefSeq, a predicted model, not a curated record